Messenger RNA from Pectinophora gossypiella (pink bollworm), 784 nucleotides. Its product is annotated as exosome complex component RRP46-like. Gene Ontology annotation, cellular component: nucleolus; cytoplasmic exosome (RNase complex); nuclear exosome (RNase complex). The transcript has 5 exons. Gene Ontology annotation, biological process: rRNA catabolic process; poly(A)-dependent snoRNA 3'-end processing; U4 snRNA 3'-end processing. The coding region runs from base 71 to 736 and encodes 221 amino acids. The record is from RefSeq and is a predicted model, not a curated record. NCBI's taxonomy places the organism in Eukaryota, Metazoa, Arthropoda, Insecta, Lepidoptera, Gelechiidae.
ACCCCAAACCAAAAAAAAAAAAUUGCACAUUUUUAUUAUAUUUUAGGGUUUAUAAAUUAAAAUUAUCAUAAUGGGAGUUGAAGACACAAAUAUGAAGGAGUACAAGCUAAAGCCCAUGAAAUGCGAGUUCAAUUACCUAAGUAAAUCGGAUGGUUCGGCUAUUUUGUCUCAAGGCAACACUGUAGCUUUAGUGAGCGUCAAUGGCCCACUGGACAUCAAGAUGCAGAGCCAGAGCAUAGAGAAGACCACACUCGAGGUGCUGUUCACCAGUAAAAGUGGAAAACCUUCAGUCGCUGAUAGAUACAAAGAGAAUGCAAUACGUCAGACGUGCGAGACAGCUUUGUUGGGAUGCUUGUACCCUCGCACCGGGAUCACCAUCACUGUCCAAGAGCUGGAGGACUAUGGAGGGCUUAUAGCGUGUAGUGUGAACUGCGUGUGCCUGGCUCUGUUAAACUCGGGGAUCGCCAUGCGGUCGGUGUUCGCGGCAGUGUCAUGCGCGAUCACGGAUGUAGGCAACAUAGUGCUGGACCCGACGCCGGAGCAGGUGGCAGCGGCGCAUGCGCAACUCAGCUUCGUCUUCGAUGGCAGGGACCGGAGUCUUAUUACUGCGUUCACAGAAGGCACGUUCAGCACAGCGGCGUACAACGAAGCGUUGGAGCGGUGUCGCGCCGGCAGCGAGCUGGUGCUCGCCUUCUACCGGGACAUCGUAGGGAAGUACUCUGCAGUCAUCUCCUGACACUAGCCAGUAGCUUGUAAGCUUUGUAAAUAAACGAUAAGGAACUCA